Messenger RNA from Pochonia chlamydosporia 170, 1476 nucleotides. Its product is annotated as septin domain-containing protein. Gene Ontology annotation, molecular function: GTPase activity; GTP binding; molecular adaptor activity. The transcript is spliced from 2 exons. NCBI's taxonomy places the organism in Eukaryota, Fungi, Ascomycota, Sordariomycetes, Hypocreales, Clavicipitaceae. Gene Ontology annotation, biological process: cytoskeleton-dependent cytokinesis. The record is from RefSeq and is a predicted model, not a curated record. Gene Ontology annotation, cellular component: septin complex; cell division site; microtubule cytoskeleton. Bases 1 to 1476 code for a protein of 491 amino acids.
AUGUUGCUACGACGAAGCAAGAGCGGUGAUCUGGGCAAAGGCAGCAAGAAGGCUCAGGCCCUUAGGGAGGCUGAGCUUGAGCGCCAGCGUCAAGCCGCGUCGCGAGUUCCCCCAAAGCUGCCAGAGUUUGCCAACAAUACCGAGCAAUUGUCAAAGGCCUUUCCCCAGGAACUUCAGCAGUCCGAAUCCGCCUACAGCCUCUCCAAUUCCGGUUCGGGUGGUGGUUAUUAUGUGCGAGCUUCCACAGAACCGCGCAACUACAUGCCCAAUUCCGCUCCGCCAGUGCCGCCCAUUCCCAACAACGCCUUCGACCCUUACGCCAGAACCGAGAGUAUGACGCACCGAGGACGUUACAGCUAUGCCAGUAGUGCUAUUAGCUCUAUCAACAGCCCUAGAAGGGUUCGUAGAAGAAAGGAUCCCACUCCAUUCAACAUUCUGGUCAUUGGAACCACCGGCGCCGGCAAAACCUCGUUUCUAGAGUUUCUCAAAACGGCGCUGGCUCUGCCACCACGAAAGCGAUCCAAGAAGACGGAAGAUGAUGAUUUCCAAAUUCCAGCUCCAGCCUCGGGCAAUUUUGUUCCCCAUUUCAUGGAAACCGAGAUUGACAAUGAGCGCAUUGGUUUGACUCUGUGGGAUUCCGAGGGCAUUGAGAAGAAUUUGGUCGACUUGCAAUUGAGGGAAUUGAGCGCCUUCCUUGAGAGCAAGUUUGAGGAGACCUUCACUGAGGAGAUGAAGGUUAUCCGAUCUCCGGGCGUCCAGGAUACCCACAUUCACGCCGUAUUCUUGAUUUUGGAUCCAUCUCGUCUCGACCGCAAUAUUGCGGCCUCUCGAAACAGAGCAACUGGUUACCAGGGAAAUGGGGCUCACAGUUCACACAGUAGAGGUUAUGGUGCUCUUGAGGAGGGCCUAGACCUCCAAAUCUUGCGCAGCCUUCACCGCAAGACCACUGUCAUUCCUGUUAUUUCGAAAGCCGACACAAUUACUACCAAGCAUAUGAAUGUGCUAAAGAAGUCCGUUUGGGAUAGUAUCAAGAUGGCAGAGCUCGAUCCCCUCGAGGCACUCGGAUUGGAUGACGACAGUGACAGCAUUUCCAACAGAAUUGAUGAGGAGGAAGAAGAAGAAGAUGCCGAUGAAACAAAGGAACCGGGCUCUUCUCCACCAUCGUCUCCGAACUCCAAGAGAUUAUCGAGCCAGUCUCUCCGGCGCCAUAAGGAAGAAAGCAAGGAAGAUGAGAUCCCAUUCCUACCUCUCUCCAUCAUCAGCCCCGAUUUGUACGAACCUGCAGUGAUUGGCCGCCAAUUCCCUUGGGGAUUCGCAGAUCCCUACAAUGAACAGCACUGCGACUUCACGCGCUUGAAGGAGGCUGUCUUUUCCGAGUGGCGAGGUGAAUUGCGUGAGGCUAGUCGAGAGCAAUGGUACGAAGGAUGGAGAACGAAUCGUCUUAAAUUGCGAGACUUGCCCUACCGCCAACGAUAG